Suillus plorans is the source of this 364-nucleotide messenger RNA. Its product is annotated as ubiquitin-related domain-containing protein. Gene Ontology annotation, molecular function: protein tag activity; ubiquitin protein ligase binding. Gene Ontology annotation, biological process: protein neddylation; regulation of proteolysis; modification-dependent protein catabolic process. Gene Ontology annotation, cellular component: cytoplasm; nucleus. The coding region runs from base 77 to 310 and encodes 77 amino acids. NCBI's taxonomy places the organism in Eukaryota, Fungi, Basidiomycota, Agaricomycetes, Boletales, Suillaceae. The record is from RefSeq and is a predicted model, not a curated record. The transcript has 5 exons.
GUGUCACGAUGAGAGUUCCGAAUCAGAGGGAUACUUUUAAAGCCUAAAGGGGGUUGUUACCCUUAGAUCUUCGACCAUGCUCAUCAAAGUAAAGACACUCACCGGCAAGGAGAUCGAGUUGGACAUAGACCUCGAGGACAAGAUCACUAGAAUAAAGGAGAAGGUCGAAGAGCAGUCCGGUGUGCCACCACCACAACAGAGACUGAUCUUCGGAGGGAGACAAAUGCCGGAUGAUAAAACCGCUAAGGAGUUCAAUAUCACCGCUGGAUCCGUUCUUCAUCUUGUUCUUGCUCUACGUGGCGGCAUUUGAUAUCGUACCCUUGGGGAGGUGUAUCAGAGAUGUGCUCUAGCAAAGGAGUUUGAU